Messenger RNA from Sinocyclocheilus anshuiensis, 800 nucleotides. Its product is annotated as hemoglobin subunit beta-like. The record is from RefSeq and is a predicted model, not a curated record. Gene Ontology annotation, cellular component: haptoglobin-hemoglobin complex; blood microparticle; hemoglobin complex. Gene Ontology annotation, molecular function: oxygen binding; haptoglobin binding; peroxidase activity. Lineage: Eukaryota; Metazoa; Chordata; Actinopteri; Cypriniformes; Cyprinidae. Gene Ontology annotation, biological process: oxygen transport; hydrogen peroxide catabolic process. Bases 280 to 723 code for a protein of 147 amino acids. The transcript is spliced from 3 exons.
CCUUUAUAACCUAGCCUAUAAUUUGCAACCUAGCAACGAACUCAAUCUAUUCAGGUUAAAUAAAUAAACAAGAAACCUAAAUAAAGAACCACGCUCUAUGAAACACUAUCAGUGUAGCUAUGCUACUAUAAACUUAAUUUAAACGGAUAUGGAGUUUAUCGGUCAGCUGCCGCCUUUUUCCUCCGCACUAUCGGCCAAACACAUCUGCCCGAAAUACAUGGGCGGAGGCCUAUAAGGCCCUAUUUAAACCUAUGUCCAGUUGUAAAGCCACAAGACACGAUGGUUCAGUGGACAGCUGAGGAACGCGCUGCGAUACAGGCGGUAUUCGCCAAACUCGACUACAAGUCGGUGGGCCUCGAGAGCUUGACUAGACUCUUGGUGGUCUACCCUUGGACUCGGCGGUACUUUGGUGGGUUUGGAAACCUGUUUAACUCCGAGGCAAUCAUGGCUAACCCAAAGGUCGCAGCGCACGGGACUGUAGUGCUCCAAGGUCUGGAGAUGGCUCUUAAAAACAUGGAUGAUAUCAAGAACACCUACGCUUCCCUUAGCGAGCUUCACUCGGAGAAACUGCAAGUCGACCCAGGCAAUUUCCAGCUCUUUGGUGACUGCCUGACCGUGGUGAUCGCUACACGCAUGAGGACUGAGUUCACCCCAGACAUCCAAGCUGCGUGGCAGAAGUUCCUGGCUGUUGCUGUGUCAGCCCUAAGAAAGCAGUAUAAUUGAUUCAUCGACUGAACGAGGAAAUUAUGUAGCCUACUGAGAUUGUGUAAUGCACAGCAAAAAUAAAUAAAUAAUAAUUU